Molecule: messenger RNA, 849 nt
Organism: Dentiscutata erythropus
Lineage: Eukaryota; Fungi; Glomeromycota; Glomeromycetes; Diversisporales; Gigasporaceae
Source: the annotation of a GenBank genome assembly
AUGCUCUUUAGAAUUUUUUCGUUUCCAUUUCAACAAUCCAUUGUCACUUUUAAUAGCCUAGUCAAUCCAUGCUUUUACCAACAAGUUCGUGGUGUUACAAGACUUUGGGAACGUGGUAAAGUAAAAUAUCCACCUUCAAAACCAUUCAACAAAACAGCGCGAUAUAGAAGUAUGUUGAAGGCGAAACUGCAUGGUAAAGAAGAGCCACCAACAAUACAACCGCAACCCGAUACUGUAGAGAUCACUGGUGAAUUCACGGACAACCCGUUUAGCCAGGUCAUAAAUGGUCAAAAGAACAAUGUAAAACUAACUUUUGACAAUAAGGGUAAAACAAACUAUACUAUCGAUGUCGUCGCUGGAGCUCUGGUUAAUAAAGACAGCCCAAAUGAAAUCUAUCGCAACUUAACCUCUCUCAGGUACUCCCUCCAAGCACCUGCUAUGGAUCACGUUGAAAUUCCAUAUUAUUUUUAUUCUGAAUUUCCAACACAGGAAAUUGAUAUUGUUUUAUUUGUCUUCUUUUCUGACGAAGAAAAACAACAGUUUAGAGGUGUUGGAUUUAAUGGAACGGUCAUUAUCGUCGAUCCUGAACAUUCAAUAUUUGAUCUCCAGCUUCUUUUCUUGUACGUUUUGCUUUUUGGCAUGAUUUCGGGUAUAGGAUACAUGAUUUACCAAGCAUUCUUUGGAGGAAUAAAAACUAAAAAGGGCAAGCGUCCUAUUAUCAAACAAGAAGAUGUAACUACGGCUACAAGUUCAUCAUAUGAUGAGAACUGGAUUCCUGAAUCUCAUUUAAAACCAUCCACAAGAUCAUCCAGUCGUCUUAAAAAGAAGAAUGAUUCAAAAAGUGAAUAA